CCACAAUCUUCAACAGUUCCGCAUUCCACGAGUCUGAAAAGCUUACAUCUGUACUCAUCGUGAAUCGAUGCUUUCACUUAUGAAUAUAAUCACUCUUGUUAUCCUUCGUGCCCGUCCUUCCUAUGUCCCUACAAUCUUCCUGUAUCCCGCAAAAGCGCAAUGGCUAUCAUCGACAUCUUUCAUCUCACCCAAACUUAUGCUGUUGAGCAGCCAGCACACUUCCUUCUCUGGGUGACACUGGCCGUACCCGUCUUGUACACUGUUGCCAAUGAAUUUGUUCGCAGACAGGCCCGAGUAUCGGGCUUGAACGGCCCAAGUGGCCUGCCUCUGAUUGGCAAUCUUUGGGAUAUCAGAACGAAUGCUGCAGAGAAGUACCGACAAUGGGCUCGUACUCAUGGCGCGGUCUACCAGAUACAGCUAGGCAAUAUCCCUGUUGUCGUUGUAAACUCAGCAGCAUCGGCGAAAGCACUGUUUGGCCAACAUGCUCAGGCCUUAAGUUCAAGACCAGAAUUCUAUACGUUCCACAAGGUACUUUCAAACACUGCAGGCACAACGAUAGGCACCUCGCCCUACAGCGACUCACUCAAGAGAAGACGCAAAGGCGCAGCUUCUGCACUCAAUCGACCUUCGAUACAGACAUAUAUACCUCACCUAGAUCUCGAAAGCAAAGACUUUGUCUCGGAACUUCUCAGAUAUGGCAAAGCCGGUACCGAUCCAGUGGACCCUAUGCCAAUGAUCCAGCGGCUGUCUUUGUCUCUUGCUCUGACCCUCAACUGGGGCAUACGGAUGGAUAGUCAAGAGGACGCUCUAUUUGAGGAGAUAACACAUGUGGAAGAAGAAGUUAGCAAAUUCCGGAGUACCACAGGCAAUCUUCAAGACUACGUCCCGCUUUUACGAUUAAAUCCCUUUAAUUUCGGGUCAAAGAAAGCCCGAGAAAUGCGAGAUCGUCGGGAUGUGUACCUGAAAGCUCUGAAUAAGGGCUUGGAAGAACGCAUGGAGAAGGGUACCCAUAGCCCAUGCAUCCAAGCAAAUGUCAUACUUGAUGAAGAAGCCAAACUCAACGAUGCUGAACUUACAUCAAUUAGCUUGACCAUGCUUUCUGGUGGGCUGGAUACGAUAACAACUCUGUUGCAGUGGAGCAUUGCCUUUCUUUCGCAGCGGCAAGACAUACAAGAGAAAGCAUGGAAAGAGAUUGCUAGACUCUACUCUGCAGAGCAGCCUCUCUGCGACGCACUGGACGAUCAGAAAUGCCCAUAUAUUGUUGCACUUGUGCGAGAGUGCCUGAGAUAUUUCACUGUCCUUCGUCUCGCAUUACCCCGUGUGUCCAUAAAAGAUGUAACUUACGAAGGUAUCGUGAUCGCAGAAGGCACGGUAUACUUCUUAAAUGCUUGGGCUUGCAACAUGGAUGAUGAAGUAUGGCAGGACCCAGAAGUUUUUCGCCCAGAACGAUGGAUUGAGCAACCUGAUGCUCCAAUGUUCACCUAUGGACUUGGCUACAGAAUGUGUGCUGGCUCGCUUCUCGCGAAUCGUGAGCUAUAUAUUGUCUUCAUUCGCAUGCUCAACGCCUUCGAAAUACAGAAAUCCGAUGACAUCGAUUGUCAUCCAGUCUCUGGAAAUUCGGAUCCUACAAGUUUAGUAGCCAUGCCGCACAGGUAUAAGGCAAAAUUUGUUCCCCGGAAUAUGCGAGCUUUGGAGAAGGCUUUGAAGGAGUUCACAGUCGUUGCGACUGAGUAAAGACAUGCUUGACGGGCUCUCAAUUUAAUGGUUUCGCAGUAUAUGUCUGAUAGUCACUGCAGGAUUAUCUACUAAAUGAAGAAGAAGAUGAACUUGGCGACUGUCCGUCGAAGAAAAAGUGAGUGGUACACAUCAAGCCAGCAAGCAACGUCUUCCAAUAACCCGGGAUCGCGCUCGAGGGUACAGCCCAGUCGCUCAUUGACCGCGAUAUGCAAUACCGCGCUUUCGUUCGGCCCGUCC
This is a messenger RNA of Mollisia scopiformis, 1974 nucleotides long. RefSeq names its product cytochrome P450. Gene Ontology annotation, molecular function: heme binding; iron ion binding; oxidoreductase activity, acting on paired donors, with incorporation or reduction of molecular oxygen. Lineage: Eukaryota; Fungi; Ascomycota; Leotiomycetes; Helotiales; Mollisiaceae. The transcript has 6 exons. Bases 160 to 1734 code for a protein of 524 amino acids. The record is from RefSeq and is a predicted model, not a curated record.